AUGUCUUACCCGAAUAUUCCUCCGACUCUCACGCCGCAGAAGCCGCUCCCAGGAGCUUAUUUCCAGACUCCUGCCCCCGGGAAUGCCUCCAAUGCGCCGCUCUUUCCUCCCAGGCCCGCAACGCCUUCUGCUGUUGCUCCAGUCCCAGAGCAAGCCUCGCCUGCUUCGCUCCCUAAGCUUCCUCCAGCAACCUCAAAGUCCAAGAAUCAGACAUUGAGCACAGAGGAGCGCGGUGCAGGGACGAUCAAUGACACGCUUGCUCAGGAAACUCGCUAUCCCGACCUCGAUAGCUACUUGUCGCAGGGCCUUUCAUCCGAUUACGAUAUCCCCGUCGCACCGUCAUGGGCGCCGUUCCAGAAAGUCAAGAUGUACAAUAUCCCCGACCAGAUUUUCGAUCAGUAUAACCGCGCGCAGGUAUCGACGAGUAUGGGUCUUUUCGCAGAGUUGAACCACGCGUGGGUUGCGAUUGAUAACGCCCUUUACUUGUGGGACUACACACACCCAAAUCCGCAAUUGGUGGGCUUCGAGGAUCAACCUAAUAGUAUCAACGCCGUCAAGCUGGCGCGACCUCGUGAGGGCGUGUUUCUGCCAUCUAUCGCCUAUAUACUCAUUGUCUCGACUACCGCGGAUGUCAUUUUGUUGGGUAUGGGCUGCGAGACGAUCGCGGGAGGUACACGGCAGGUGUCCUUGUAUCAAACGGGCAUGUCGACAACCAUUCGGGGUUUGGACAUUGACGUUUUGGCUUCGUCGGACGCAACUGGCCGGGUCUUCUUUGGUGGCUCAUCGGACAACGAUGUGUACGAACUCAUCUAUCAGCAGGAGGAGAAGUGGUUCCAGGGCCGGUGCUCAAAAGUCAACCACACUAGCUCUCGACUGGCAGCCUUCACCCCGAAUCUGAGCUUCACCCAAACGGCCUUUGAGCACGUGGUGCAGAUGGAAGUCGACGACAACAGAAGGUUGCUCUACACUCUCUCGUCCCUUUCGACCAUCCGUGUUUUCCACCUGAAGUCUGAUGGAACCGUCAACCUGGCCAUCACGAAACCCGCCAUGGAUAUCUACGCCAACAUUGGACAUAUUAUUAUGACAAAUGAAUCCCUCAACCCCAAGGUCAGGAUCGUGUCCAUCAGCCCUAUUCCGGCUGCGGAGGCUUCGAGAUAUCACCUUAUGGCGACCACCGCUACCGGUUACCGGAUCUACCUGAGUGCCACCGGGUCUUAUAGCUGGGCGCCGUCCCCGAAUGGUGCCAGCCCCCCGACAAGCAUGCAGGCGCACCAUGUAAAGACGCCACCAUUCGAUAACCCCUCCGCUGCUCCAUUGAGUCCUACAUUCCAAGCUCAGCCCCGGUUCCAGGCCCCAUUGGCUUCGAAAAUUCCUAUUCACUCCUUGGAUCCUACUCGCUUUACCGUCCGUUACCCUCCUGGCUACUUCUUCUGCUUUACUUGCAAGGAUUCCACGCAGAAAUCCGACACCUUGUUCGUCUCUUCCCCUGAUUCCGGGCGUGUAGCUCGUGCGCAGGAUAACCCCAUCCCUGGAAAGGCCGGUGAGACCGCGAGCUGGCUUUCGUUGGGCAGUAGGGCAGAGGAUAUUGGCCUCUGCUUCCCACCAGCCGCAGCAGCAUCCUCGCCUGGAGGGUUUGGCAAUGAGCUUGCCAUUCAGUUCGACAACCCGGCACCGGAAAUUGCUAUCUUGACGAACACUGGUAUCCACAUCAUUCGUCGACGUCGACUCGUUGACAUGUUCGCCGCAUUAGUACGUGGUGGUCGUGUUGAUAACGGCGGAGACGAGGGACUUGAGGGAGAGAUCAAGAACUUCAUUCGUACAUAUGGCCGGAGCGAGACGCUCGCAACAGCAUUGGCUGUUGCAUGUGGCCAGGGCGUGGAGAUCUCCACGGACUCGCGGCUAUCACAAAUCAACGACCCGGACGUUCUUGAGUUUGCGCGCAAGGUCUUCAUCGAGUACGGUGGUCGGCCUACAAUGAACGAGAAUGCCGUCGCUGAUAACUCGACGCCUGCUAUCGAUGCUGUCAUGCCGUCUCCCAGACACACAGGUAUUGCCAUGUACAUGACGCGUUUGCUGCGGUCGAUAUGGAAGAAAGAGAUCGGCAUAGCUGGCAAGGACCCCAACGGAGGGGAAACCAUCUCGCCUUCAGUCGCUAUCGCGAAACUGCAGACCAUUCAGCGCGACCUGACAGCGCUGCAGGACUUUUUCAAGACCAACAAGAGCUUCAUUGAGGGUCUGAGCGGUCCGGAAGCCCUGGCUCGCGUGUCGACCAAGCAAGAAGAAACUGCUCUGCAAGCGGAGCACCGUGCACUUCACUCUCUUGUCCAACUUGUCUCUCAUACCAUCGAGGGUAUUUCCUUCGUCUUGGUGCUCUUCGAUGAGCGGGUGGAUGAGAUUGUGGCCACUUUGCCUGACGAGUCGAAGCAGCGAUUCCUCAAGCUCACGUUUGAGGAACUGUUCAGCACUAGCAAGGGCCACGACAUUGCCAAGGAGCUAGUCAAGGGAAUUGUGAACCGCAACAUCGCUAAGGGUUCCAACGUCGAGACGAUCGCUGAUGCUCUGCGACGGCGGUGUGGCAGCUUCUGUAGUCCCGAGGAUGUGGUCAUCUUCAAGGCGCAGGAGUUGCUUAAGCGGGCGACUGAGGUCAAUGCUAACUCUGAACUCGGUCGCAACUUGCUCAACGAGUCUCUUCAUCUGUUCCAACAGGUUUCGGAUAGUCUUCCCAUGGACUAUCUCGUUUCUGCUAUGGAAAAUUACAUUGAGAACGAGUUCUUUGCGGGUGCAAUUCAACUCGCGCUUAAUGUUGCGGCACGCUCCGACAAGGCCAACAUGGCGUUCUCGUGGAUCGUGGAUGGACGGCCUCAGGAGGAUCCCCGCCGCGACUACUUCUACUUCAGGAAGCAAUGCUAUGAUUUGAUCUUCAAGGUCGUCAUUGCAGUCGACAGCCUCGCCGCUAAUGACCCCGGCGUCAUUGACGGGCAGUUCACUGUUAUUGCCAAGCGCAAGAACGAGGCGUAUGGCGUCAUUGCCGAUUCGGCCGACGAGGUGUUCCAGACGAGCUUGUAUGAUUGGUAUUUGGAACAGGGAUGGAGCGACCGAUUGCUCCAGAGCACAUCUUCAUUCGUCAUUACCUAUCUGGAGCGCAAAUCGGCAGACGACAUCGCGCAUGCGGAUCUCCUCUGGAGAUACUAUGCGCAGUCCCAGCGGUUCUUUGAGGCUGCUAAGGUUCAGUUGCAGCUUGCACAGAGCGCCUUUGCAUUGCCUCUGGGUCGCCGGAUCGAGUACCUUGGCCGUGCCAGGGCGAAUGCCUCGAUUUUCACACCGGAUGUGGGCCGCCAGUCGCGACAACGCGUGCUACAGGAGAUCUCAAACCUUAUUGAUGUCGCGAACAUCCAGGAUGAUUUGCUGCAGCGUCUGAAGGAUGACAGACGGGUUUCUCCGGACCGGAAGCUUGACGUUCUCGCGGAUGUCGACGGGCCAAUCAUGGACAUCAGUACUCUGUUCAAUGUAUUCGCUGAUCCUGCGAGCUACUACGACGUUUGCCUGCAAAUUUUCCACCUCGCGGACCACCGCAACUCGGCCGAUAUCAAAUCUACGUGGCAACACCUCUUGCAGGACUUGCACGACGAAACAGUCGAAAGGGGCGAACCCCUGCCCUACGAAGCCGUCAUCGAAAAGGUCCGCAGUCUCGGUAGCCGCCUCCGCAUGUCCGAGUUUGUCUUCCCCGUUCCGAUCCUCCUCCCCAUGCUUGAGCGCUACGCCCUCGAGUACCAGCGCGGCGUUGGCCCCGCGACAUGGGUGGUAGAUCUCUUCUUGGACCUCGGCGUCGCUCACGAAACCGUCUACACCGUCCUCGAGGCCAUGUACUACACCGACGAAGCACCCUUCCACGGCUCGAACCGGAAAUACAUUGCGAAGGACCUGCUGUACCUGAUUGAAUAUUGGUUCCACGAGACUGUCCGUCUCGGCGGAGCUGUGUUUGGCAGUGACCUGGUUGCGGAGCGAAUUUUGGAGAUGCUCCUUUUGUUACAGCAGGGUGGUAUUCUGCCAGAGCAGAUGGAAGUCGCGCAUGAACUUCGGGUGCGUAUCGAGAACAUCCUGCGGUGA
Molecule: messenger RNA, 4107 nt
Organism: Aspergillus glaucus CBS 516.65
Lineage: Eukaryota; Fungi; Ascomycota; Eurotiomycetes; Eurotiales; Aspergillaceae
Product: putative non-repetitive nucleoporin
Exons: 5
Coding region: 1-4107 (1368 amino acids)
Biological process (GO): protein localization to nuclear inner membrane; protein import into nucleus; RNA export from nucleus
Cellular component (GO): nuclear pore; nuclear pore inner ring
Molecular function (GO): structural constituent of nuclear pore
Source: RefSeq, a predicted model, not a curated record